Messenger RNA from Scaptodrosophila lebanonensis, 3500 nucleotides. It is a transcript of the gene Ptp36E, whose product is annotated as receptor-type tyrosine-protein phosphatase kappa. Gene Ontology annotation, molecular function: protein tyrosine phosphatase activity. The transcript has 2 exons. NCBI's taxonomy places the organism in Eukaryota, Metazoa, Arthropoda, Insecta, Diptera, Drosophilidae. The coding region runs from base 314 to 2371 and encodes 685 amino acids. The record is from RefSeq and is a predicted model, not a curated record. Gene Ontology annotation, biological process: protein dephosphorylation.
AGUCGCCGUCAGCCUUAGUAGUGAAGUGAAAAAAAUAAUAUUCAACGCAAAAAAGGCAUAGAGAACAAGUACAACAAAUUCUUUGGCAUUAUUUUUAAAACGAAAUUGUCGGUGUUGGUGUUGGGUGUUUGCGAGCAAUUGAAAGCAGCAGCAGCAGCAGCAAGAGCAAGAGCAAGAGGAGAGCGGCAGAGAGAGGGAGCAGGAGAAGGCGGCCGAGGCGCUUAACGGCAACAUUGUCGUUGACAACAAUAGCAGCACAGCAAUAGCAUCUGCAGCAGAGAUAGAAGAAGCAGCAGCAGCAGCAGCCGCCGCCAUGACAGCAGCAGCGAACACAGCAACAACAACAGUGAAAACAACAACAAACUCAAAGCAAGGCAAACACAGGUCGAGGUCAUCCGCACGCUACGAUGACGUUGAGAAGCAGCAGCGCAAAAGUCGCGCCAUUGUCUCCAUCCCGAACACGAUAAAGCUGAGUAUGCUGAACAGCGGCCUCUUAUCCUUCGAACGCAUCAAGCUGGAGGCCCGCGAUGAGAAUAACUCGCUCUCGAAGACCAUACCGAACAGCCCCAUAGAUAUACGACACUUUCUGAAACUGUGCGAUCUGAGACGCAAGUUUCCGGUGCUCUAUAAGCUGGAAUUUCAGACUGCCGCCAAAGUGGAGAACAACACCUGUCGCCAUGCCAUGAAGAAGAACAACCAGGAGAAGAAUCAGAAUCCCAAGUGCAUUCCAUAUGACUACAAUCGAGUUGUAUUGCAAAAGAUGCCGGGCGUGCCCGAUUCCGACUACAUAAAUGCCUCCUAUGUGGACAGCCUGCUCAAGCCAAAUGCCUAUAUUGUCACCCAGGGACCCGUGGAGGAGACCGUGAAUGCCUAUUGGCGCAUGGUGUGGCAAGAGAAUGUGAGCGCCAUCAUAAUGCUGACCAAGACCUUUGACUUCGCCAAGACCAUGUGCGUGCAAUACUGGCCCCCCAAUAUGGAGGUGCAUGAGACCUAUGGCGAUAUCCACAUCAACAUUGUGCGGGAAGAGCAGCUUGCCAACUUCCACAUACGCACCUUUCGUCUAUAUAAGAAGGACGAGCAGGGCGCGGUCAGUGAUGAGCGUCUCAUUCUGCAGUUCCACUAUACGGAGUGGUAUUCGCAUUCAUGUCCCUUCUCCAAUGCGCUGCUCGAGUUCAGACGUCGCGUCCGUCUAGUGGUGGGCAAUAUCAUCAAAGAUGGCGAUGACAUGAAGGGCCCCAUUCUGGUGCACUGCAGUGAUGGUGGCGGCCGGUCGGGAGUGUACAUGUCGAUAGACGCGAAUCUGGAACUGGCCGAGGAGGAGGAAUCCUUCAAUGUCUUCGGCUAUCUGAAGAAGUUGCGUCAGUCCCGCAAGGGUCUAGUCGAGAAUGUGGAGCAAUACAAGUUCGUCUACGACACGCUGGAGGAGCACAUCAUCUGUGGCAAGACCUGGUUCCCAGUCUCGGAGCUGAGCGACAGACUCAAGGCCAAGGCGCGUCGUAAUUCCGGCACCAAAAUGAACGAAUACCAGGCCGAGUACGAUCAGAUCUGCAAGCAGACCCCACGCUUUACGAUUGGCGACUGCGCGGGCGGACAUCGCGCCGAUAAUCGCGAGAAGAAUCGCGAUGUGCUGUGCGUACCGCCGGACAACUUCAGACCCUACCUCACCUCGUUUCAGGGCAAUGCCUUCACCGACUACAUUAACUCCGUCUUUGUGGAUGGCUACACCAAGCCCCGAGAGUACAUUGUGACCGAAUGGCCCAUGAAGCAUACUUUGGGCGAGUUCUGGUCGCUAGUCUACGAUCAGGAAUGCUCGGCCGUCGUCGUACUCUGUCAGCCCCCCGCUCAAUCGCAGCAGUUCCCCUCGUUCUGGCCCAACAAAUCCAAAAUGGAGAAGUACGGUCCGGUGUUCUCGGUUCACUAUGUCAUGUCCAAGAGCUAUACGAACAUCAAGCAGUGGGAGUUCAAGAUCAAUAAGAAAAUCGUUUCGCUGACCGAAAUGAUGGCUGGCGUUAAGGCGCCCACACGUACCGUCCAACUAUUUCAGCUUACCUGCUGGCCAAUGGGCCACAAGGUUCCAAGCUCGACCAAUUCGCUGGUGUAUCUGAUGAAUAUGGUUGAGAUUUGGCGCAACAAGGUCGACUACGGUCCCGUCUGUGUUGUCUCGCCCGAUGGACGCAGUCGCGCCGGUGUUUAUUGUGCGGCUAAUGCGUGCAUCGAGCAGGUCAUACAGCACGGUGAGGUCGAUGUGUUUCAGGCCGUGAAGACCGUGCGUCGACACCGUCCACAACUAGUCGAGAAUAUGACCGAAUACAAGUACUGCUACGAUCUGGUGCUGCACUACGUGCUGCACUUCCUCAACAAGAACGAUUAGGCGCCUCGACUUUGGUUUAUUUUUUUAUUGGCAGGCAAUCGCUUCGGGCUUCGAAAGCCCCGGGGAGCCGGCCCCUAUAAACGAGCUCAAUGCUUUAUGGUUAACAAUUUUUCAAAGUGGUCCAUUUCAAUGCCUCUUACUAAGCUAUUUAGCCAACAUACUUGUACACGUGUUUACUGUUAGGUGUCCAUGUCUGCUACAUAUAGCUGCUAUAGGUACUUGCACCCUAAAGCCUUAAAGCAAUCAUUUGGAGUAUUUUGUUGUGUAUCGUUUUUUAAAACGAACUUUUUAUUAUUGUCUAGCGUCGGAAUUAAAUUCCACGCCACACACACACAUACACACAAAGCACAAAGCAAGAAAGCAGAAAGAAAACCAAAAUACUUUUAUGCACGCAAACAUUUAUUUGCAUGGUCCAAAAAGUUACUGAAAGUUUUCUUUGACCAAAAAAAAAAAAAAUACAACAAACAAACAAACAAAACUACAAAAACCAAACAAAAAUUUAAUCAAAUUAAAUAAACGAUAUGAUCUGACCUAUAUGUGCCAUCUGUAAUACCCUAGUUGUUGUUGUUAAACUAUUAUUAUUGUAACUACUAUUACUAUACAUAACUAUGAACUUUUAAACUUGCUAUCUUCUACCACAGAUUUCGAGAGCGAAAUUUUUUGAGGAGCAAACUAGAAAUUGUUAAUAUACAUAAGUAUAUAUUAAAAGAUAUAUAAAUAGGAAAGAAAGAACUUGAUGUGUAAUACGAAAGUCGCAUAUUGUUUUAGCCCACUGUUGAAAACUGUACUUGUAUUUUAUAUUAAUGUUAACAUAUUCAAAUAUUUAUCGAAAGCAGAACUCUAAUUGUUUAUUUAUAUACAUUUAUAUACUCGUGUAUUUUCGCAUUUAUGCAUUCUACUUAAUUUGUAUAUUAAUACGGAACGUGCAUAUAACCAUUUGAACAUACAUAAAUGUAUAUUCUUAUACUAUAUAUAUAUGUAUACAUGUAUACAUAGUAUGUGUAACGACAUUAUUUUUUUAAAUGUGAAUAAAUGUGCAUAUUUUUGAUCGAUUCGAUUUCCAAUAGGAUCCAGUUCCUAUUGGCGUAGGUUACGAAACGAAGCGAGACAGAAAAAAAGAAAAAAAAGA